This is a messenger RNA of Perca flavescens (yellow perch), 3050 nucleotides long. RefSeq names its product ribosome binding protein 1b (gene rrbp1b). Bases 82 to 2883 code for a protein of 933 amino acids. Gene Ontology annotation, biological process: protein transport. NCBI's taxonomy places the organism in Eukaryota, Metazoa, Chordata, Actinopteri, Perciformes, Percidae. The record is from RefSeq and is a predicted model, not a curated record. The transcript has 24 exons. Gene Ontology annotation, cellular component: endoplasmic reticulum membrane.
UCAGCCUUCCUGUUCCUGUUCCUGAGAUCAGCCUUCCUGUUCCUGUUCCUGAGAGCAGCCUUCCUGUUCCUGUGAGCAGCCAUGGACGUCAGCGACCCCCAGACUCUCGGCUUCGUGGUGUUCGGAGGCUUCAUGUUCAUCUCGGCCCUCGGCAUCGCCCUCGUCUCCACGCUGUCCAUGAAGGAGACGUCGUACGAAGAGGCGCUGGCCAAGCAGCGCCGCGGGCUCGUCCAAUCGCAGCCCCACAAGGCCGAGAAGAAGAAGAAGUCUCUGGAGAAGAAGAAUAAAGCCAAGAAGAAGGACGACGGGAAGCUGUCAGAAGCAGGAAGCGAUGGCGGCGAGGAGCCAGAGGGGGCGCUGGUCUGUACCGAGCCAGAACCUGACCCUGAACACGCUGCCGCCGCGGAGCCUGAACCCAAGCCUGCCACGCCUGAACCGGAGCCAGAACCCAAACCUGCCACACCUGAACCGGAGCCUGAACCCACCGUGGUCACCGCCAGCGCCGUGGAGUCUGCUCCAGCCUCGUCGCCAAAGGAGAAGAAGAAGAAGAAGUCAGCUGUCGCUCAGUCAGCCAAGGUGGAGCUGUCUGCUGCGUUGGAAACCGUUGCUAAGGAAGUCCUGGUCAUGGCCGUGGCGCCGGUGGUGGAUGUUUCUCCGGUGAACGUCGUUUCUGAAGUCACCAAAGAACCGUCUGCUGGUAAAACUGAAGAACCCAAGGAGACCUCGAGCAAGAAGAAGAAGUCCAAGAACAAAGCGGAGCCAGUGAGCAACUCUGCAGACUCGUCCCUGCUGCUGCCGUACAGCGAGCUGCUGUCCGCCAUCACCGCCAUGACGCUCAGCGACCACGAGAUGCACAAACUCACCGAGGUCCUGAACCAGAAGGCUGGAGUCCGCCACGAAUCCUGGCAGCUGGCCUGUCAGAAAGGAGACCCGCUGUCCAAUCUGAAGAAACAGCUGGAGGAGAAAGAGAAGCUGCUGACCGUCGAGCAGGAGAGCUCCGCCGCCGCCAAGACUCGCCUCCGAGACAUCAGCAAGGAACUUGGUGCAGAGAAAUCCAAGACGGCGUCUUUGGAUGCCCGUCUGAAGGCGGAGCUGAGUGCUCAGGUUCAGAAGGUCGACGCCAUGCGGGCCAAAAUGGAGACAGCUAACCAGGAACACCUCAAACAUACGCAGCAGCUCAACCAGAAGAUCGGGAGUCUGCAGGAACAGCUGGAGAACGGUCCCAACGCUCAGCUGGCCCGACUGCAGCAGGAGAACUCCAUCCUCCGAGAUGCCUUGAACCAGGCAACCAGCCAGGCCGAGAGCAGGCAGAAUGCGGAGCUGGCCCGUCUCAGGCAGGACUGCGUCCGUCUGGGUCGAGAGUUGGCCGAGCGUACCGACGCGCUGCGGGCCGACGAAGAUCGCAGGAAGGGCCUGGAGGCCAAGAUGGCCGCCGCCGAGCAAGAACUAGCCAAAGCCCAGCUGGCCCGCAAGGACACUGAGCGUGCUCUGCAGAAGCAACUGGAGGAAGUACGUUUGGAGCUGAACGCAUCAAAGCAGGAAGCUGCUGCCGUUAGCGAGCUGCAGGGGGCGCUGGAGUCCAGAGAGGCUGAACUGCAGGAGCUCAAGGUCCAGCUGGAGAACCAGGCUGCAGUCCAGGUGGAGCGAUCGUCUGACGUGGAGCAGCUGAAGAACAGUGUGCAGCGCAGAGACGAGCAGGUUGUCUCUCUGGAGGCGGAGCUCACUCAGCUGAGGGCGGAGCUACAGCUGCUGACAUCAUCACAGUCACAGAGAGUGAAGGAGGAAGAAGAAGAAGAAGAAGAAGCAGCCGGUGAGCAGACGCAGAAAGACCGAUCAGGAAGCGAGACGGAGUCCGAGCAGCCGUUUGAAAGUCUGGAGGAAGACUCUCAGCUGCUGCGUCUGGAGGAAGAACUGCACACGCUCAGAGAGGAGCUGCAGCAGGCUCAUAACCACGGCGACGAGCUACAGGACAAAAUGGCGACGCUUUCGGCGGCGGAGCGUCAGAGCGAGCAGCGAGAGGCGGAGCUUAAAGCAGCGCUGGCUGAAGCCGAGUCCAGGUUUGCGUCUCUGCGUCAGGACUUCCAGGCGUCGCUGCAGGUUCUGUUUCCCGGCAUCUCUGUGGAGACGGAGAAGAGCGACUGGCUCGAGCUUCUUACUCAGAAAGUUCAGGAGAGAAAAGGUGAAACAGAGAGCGCUCAGUCUGAGCUGCAGUCGAGGCUGAUGGAGGCCGACAGGAGACAGACUGAACUGCAGACGGAGUUGGAUCAGAACCGGAAGCUGCUGCGGGAAACGGAGGCGGAGCUUCACGCUCUGCAGCGACGCUCUGAAGAAGAAGAAAACGUCUGGAAGAACAAACUGUCCGAUACCGAACAGCAGAAACAAACGGUUCUGGAUCAGCUGACGCUGCUGCAGGACGAAGUGCAGUCGAAGACGUCGGAGACAGAAAACACUCAGCAGCUGAAGGAACAGCUGAUGUUGCUGGAGGCUCAGCUGGAGAAACAGCUGGAGGACGCCAGCGUCUCGCAGAGCUGCUGCGAGGAGCUCGCUCAGUUGCGGUCUCAGGUGCAGCAGAUGUCCGUCCGGCUGCAGGCGGAGCAGGAGCAGCGACAGCAGCUGGAUGCACAGCUGGAGCAGGCUCGACGGGACGUGUUGGAGCUGCAGCAGCAGGCGGAGGCUGAUCAGAGAUCUGCUGCUGCGACCGAGGAAGAGACGGUUCAGGUGAAGGAAGAGACGGUCCAGGUGAAGGAAGAGACGGUCCAGGUGCAGGAAGAGACGGUCCAGGUGAAGGAAGAGACGGUCCAGGUGCAGGAAGAGACGGUCCAGGUGCAGGAAGAGACGGUCCAGGAAGAGACAGUUCAGGUGCUGGAAGAGAUGCCAGUGUGAAAUAAACUUCUCUUCCUUCAUGUUUGUUGUUACAAUGAUUCCAUGUACUUUAAAGCUCCAUCUCCAGCGCUACGUUUUAGUUUUUAAGUAUUUGAGUUUUGAGCCAAAAGUUGGCGUCAGUGUCGGCGUUGCCAAAGGUCUCCGUUUGGAGCCGUUGAGACUGCAAC